Molecule: messenger RNA, 2757 nt
Organism: Ziziphus jujuba (common jujube)
Lineage: Eukaryota; Viridiplantae; Streptophyta; Magnoliopsida; Rosales; Rhamnaceae
Product: G-type lectin S-receptor-like serine/threonine-protein kinase At4g27290
Exons: 7
Coding region: 137-2629 (830 amino acids)
Biological process (GO): recognition of pollen; protein phosphorylation
Molecular function (GO): protein serine/threonine kinase activity; ATP binding
Source: RefSeq, a predicted model, not a curated record
CAGCCAACCAAUCAAAUAUGGGUUGUAAAAUCUACAGAUAUGAUUUUAAUUAGGAAGAAAUUAAUGAGAAUUGUUUCCUUAACAGAUUUGAUUUCUAAGCUGAGAGCUCCAAAGCCAUGCAUGUCAGGUAGAAGAAAUGGGGAUUCUGUCUUUUACUGCAUUUUUUAUCACUACCAUCGUUCUACUUUCCCUUUCUGACUCUUCCAUAGCCGUUGACACCAUUUUCGGAACCCAGACCAUCACUGACAGUGAAAACAGCACCUUGGUUUCCAAAUAUGGAAAAUUUGAACUAGGUUUCUUCAGUCCUCCUGGUAGAAAUAGUAGGUAUGUGGGAAUUUGGUACAAAGAUAUCCCAGUUAAAACUGUUGUUUGGGUCGCAAACAGGAAGAAUCCAAUCAACGAUUCUUCGGGGACUUUGAAGAUUAACAGAACAGGACAUAUUGUCUUUCUCGAACAGAGCACUAGUACUGUUGUUUGGUCAGCAAAACCAAACAAACCAAUCGAGCAGAUCAGUACUCCAAUAUUGCAGCUUCUGGAUACUGGAAAUCUAGUACUAAGAGAUGGGAAAGAUGAUGAGAAUUCAGAAGAGAGCUAUCUGUGGCAGAGUUUUGAUUGUCCUACUGAUACUCUGUUGCCAGGUAUGAAGCUGGGAUGGGACUUGAGAACUGGUUUCGAACGCAGAAUUGUAUCGUGGAAGAGCUCUGAUGAUCCUUAUCCAGGAGAUUUUAGUUGGGGAAUUGCACUUUGUAACUACCCUGAGUCUAUGAUGUGGGUAGGGUCCGAAAAGUACUGCCGGAAUGGUCCAUGGAAUGGUAUACGAUUCAGCGGUUCACCGGAGUUAAAACCCGAGAACCCUUUAUUUAGCUACGAAUUCGUUUCCAGCAAAUAUGAAGUUUAUUACAUUUUUCACCUGCGAAAUGAAUCUGAGAAAUCAAGGGUCGUUGUGAACCAGAGCAAUGGUAAUGUUAGGAACCGCUUUUUUUGGAACUCAGAGGCUCGACGUUGGGAUGUAUUUACAACAGUGCCGAGAGAUAACUGUGACAGGUAUGGUCUGUGCGGUCCCUACGGAAACUGUAUCAUUGGGGAAUCCCCUGCUUGCCAAUGUUUAAAGGGGUUCAAGCCAAAAGGAAACUUAAUGGAAUGGUCUCAAGGAUGUGUACGGAAUAAACAAUUCAGCUGCCAGGACAAAGAUUCAUCUGGGUUUGUCAGAUUUAAGGGCUUGAAAUUGCCAGAUGCUACAUAUACUUGGGUGAAUGCAAGUCUGAAUCUCAAGGAAUGCAGAGCCAAAUGCUUGAGCAACUGUUCAUGCACUGCUUAUACAAAUUCUGAUAUCAAAGGAGGUAGUGGGUGUGUCAUGUGGUUUGGGGACUUGAUUGAUAUUAGACAGUUUCAAGAUGGUGGUGGCCAAGAUCUACAUGUUCGAAUGCACGCUUCAGAGAUAGGUGGAAAUAGUGAGCGGAUGGUAGAAAAAGUUGUGGUGGUAAUUGUGGUGGUACUUAUUAUACUCUGUGGUUUGGUGUUGCUUGCUCAUCGCAUCCGCAAAGUCAAGACGAGGAAAGGCUUAGAAGAAGGGACCAGUGUAUUAAUAAUAAAUCAGAACUAUGAAAGAGAAGUAGAGGACAUACAGAUGCUAUUCUUCGACCUAGAAAAGAUUGUUAAGGCCACCAACAACUUUUCAAGCAGCAAUAAGCUUGGGGAAGGCGGUUUCGGACCUGUUUACAAGGGUACGCUAGAAGAUGGGCAAGAAAUUGCCGUGAAAAGACUUUCAAAGAGUUCAUUACAAGGAGUUAACGAAUUCAAAAAUGAAGUAAUACUGAUUGCCAAACUUCAACACCGAAAUCUAGUAAAGCUUCUUGGUUGUUGCAUUCAAGGGGAUGAAAAAAUGCUGGUUUACGAAUACAUGCCCAAUCAUAGCCUGGACUCCUUCAUUUUUGACAAGACAAAAUGUAAGCAAAUAGACUGGUCCAAGCGCUUCAACAUAAUCUGUGGAGUUGCAAGGGGACUUUUGUAUCUCCAUCAAGAUUCGAGAUUAAGGAUUAUACAUAGAGAUCUCAAAGCGAGUAACAUAUUACUUGACAGUAAAAUGAAUCCAAAAAUUUCAGAUUUCGGUAUGGCUAGAACUUUUGGAGGAGAUCAAAGUGUAGGAAAUACAAAUAGAGUGGUUGGAACAUAUGGUUACAUGGCACCUGAAUAUGCUGUAGAUGGGUUAUUCUCAGUGAAGUCUGAUGUCUUCAGCUUUGGUAUUUUGUUAUUGGAAAUCAUAAGUGGAAAGAGAAAUAGAGGGUUCUAUCAUCAAGAGAACAAUCUUAACCUUAUCGCACAAGCAUGGCGGUUGUGGAAAGAAGGCAGACCAUUAGAACUAAUAAGUCCAUGCUCCAAGGAUUCAAACAAUCUUUCUGAGGUGCUGCGCUGCAUUCAUGUCAGUCUGCUGUGUGUGCAAGAGCACCCUGAAGACAGGCCAAGCAUGUCUUAUGUGGUUGUGAUGUUAGGUAGUGAAAGCAGCUUGCCUCAGCCUAAACAACCUGCUUUCUCAUCCAGUAAAGACACUGUUUCAGCUGACUCUUCAUCCAGCAAGCACGGAUCCUCUUCCACCAAUGAAAUCACUCUUACUGAUUUAGGGCCUCGAUAAAGAUGUCUUUAAUUACAGUUCUACUAUUGUCGCUUAUAACAUUUCAAUAUACGGCAGAUUGUUCGUCGGACAAGCAUGGAUCAUUUAUUUUUACCAUUGAAAUUAUUGCAACUCUUUUAGCGCCUUCA